Aphanomyces invadans is the source of this 4369-nucleotide messenger RNA. RefSeq lists its product as hypothetical. Gene Ontology annotation, biological process: SCF complex assembly; protein ubiquitination. Gene Ontology annotation, cellular component: nucleus. The record is from RefSeq and is a predicted model, not a curated record. Lineage: Eukaryota; Oomycota; Saprolegniomycetes; Saprolegniales; Verrucalvaceae. The coding region runs from base 22 to 3714 and encodes 1230 amino acids. The transcript is spliced from 7 exons.
GCUCGGUCAUUUUCGGACGCCAUGAAAGACACGUCGAGCGCGUUUGUGGCGCUCUUGGAGAAGACGACAGAUUUUGACAAAGAUGAGCGGUACAUGGCGACCUCUGAUUUGUGCAACGAACUCCAGAAAGACGUUGAAAUUGGCCCCGACCUCGAACGCAAAAUUUGCGCGGCGGUGCUCAAGCAGCUCGACGACAAGUCAAACGACGUGCAGUCGAUUGCUGUGAAAUGUUUGGGGAUUUUGGUGACCAAAGUGCAAGAAAAGCAAGUCAGCGACAUUUGUGAAAAGCUCUGCGACUUGAUCUUGAACGGAAAGCAGGAGUUGCGAGACAUUUACUCGAUCGGGCUCAAGACCAUCUUGACGGACGUGAGCACGAAGACGGGCGCGUCCGUCUCGACCACACUUUGCGGACGGCUCUUGAUCGGCAUUGUGCAAUAUUCGGACCAAUCGGUCAAGUCAGACACGUUGGAUAUUCUCACCGAAUUGCUCAAGCGGUUUGGCCACGAUUUCUCCGGUGAACACGUGUCCAUCAUGGACAUCCUCUUGAAGGAACUCAACGACGACCGCGCCUUUGUUCGUAAGCGCGUCACGUCUUGCUUGGGGGCGCUUGGUGUCGUCGCGACGGACGCAUUGCUACAUCGUCUCGUUGAGCAUUUGCUCGCGGAUGUGAAACAGGCGUCGUCGUCCGACUCGUCGGAGGUGCGCACCCUCAUCCAAACGAUCGGGACCCUCAGCCGCACGGUCGGCCACCGUUUGGGUCGCCAUUUGUCGACUAUCGUGCCUCUCUUUUUGACGUUUUGCGGGUCUCCUGACGACGAAUCGAUGCAAAACGACACAGCCAACGAACUCCGCGAGAACUGUUUCCAGGGCCUCGAGGCGUUCGUCACGCGCUGCCACACCGAGAUCGCACCGCACACGACGGACAUAUUGUCAGUUGCGAUCGCGUUUUCCAAGUACGACCCCAACUACAUGUAUGGCGACGAUGACGAUGACACGAUGGAUAAUGACGACGGUGGCGACGACGACGCAUACAGCGACGAUGGCGACAACGACUACAGCGAUGACGACGAUGCCAGCUGGAAGGUCCGCCGUGCUGCCCUUCGCGUGGUCUCGGCAAUCAUCGGAACCCGCCAAGAGCUGCUCGAGUUGAUCUACAACCAGUACAGCGAAACGCUGAUCGGACGCUUCAAGGAGCGCGAAGAAAGCGUCCGCAUCGACGUGUUUGGGGUGGUGUCGGAUCUCUUGCGCGCCACGGUCUUGCUGCAGCCCGCGACCGACAAAUCGGUCAAACGUCCCGUGCUGACUCGCCAACGUUCGUGCGUCGACCAGCUGCACUCCCGCGUGGGCACGAUCAUUGCAGCGGCGAACAAACAGCUCGGGCCAAAGACUUCAGUGUCGACGCGAUGUGCAGUGCUCAGCAUGUUGCGCGAAUUAGCCAAUGUGGAAGAAGGCCGGUUGGGACCAUAUUUGGAUGCACUUGUGCCAAACGUGUUCAAGGCACUCCAGGACCGCAACUCGAGUUUAAAACUGGACGCGAUUUUGUUUUUGCGCCUGUUGAUGACGACCCACGACGCGUCGCACUUUCAAAAGCAUCUCCCUACGAUUGUCCCGUUGGUUGCGGAGAACGCCAAGGAAGAUUGGUACAAGAUCGUUGCCAAGGCGCUACAGCUUAUUGGCGCCAUCGUCCAAGUGGUUCGUCCGUCGCCGGCGAUGACGCCUCUGUCCCCGAACCUUGUCACUUUUGUUCAGCCGUUGUACAAUGCGUUGCUGCCGCGCCUGCAAGCGUACGAUAUUGACCAGGAAAUCAAAGACAACGCAAUUGCGAGCAUGGGAUUGCUCUUGGCCACGUUAGGAGAUCACUUAACGAGUGAACUACCCGUCGUUCUACCGCUUAUUCAAGAACGCGUGCAGAACGAAAUCACCCGCAUCGCUGCCAUCAAGGCGCUUGGGAUAAUCGCCCGUUCUCCGCUAAAACUGGAUUUGACGAAUGUUCUUGUCGACGUGAUCACAACGCUGGCGCAAAUGAUGCGUCAACAGUCUCGCACACUCAAGCAAACGGCCCUCGACACGUUGAUCGCGCUUGCGACUAGCAGGGGUGCAGAGGUAUCCCUGCCCAUCUUGUGCGACACCGUCCGCGAAGCCGCUGGGUUGAUCUCGGACAGCGAUCUCCAAUUGAGCACCCUCGCCCUCACGUUUGUUCUUCGCACUGUACAAGCGUCCCCAUCAGUUGCCCAAGACGCGGCACUGUUGACGAAGGCGUUGCCAAAUGCUCUGGCCUUGGCCGCCAGUGCCCUGCUCCAAGGCCAAACCUUGGACGCGCUGUUUGCUUUCCUUGGUCAUCUCGUCUCUGUCCACGGAUUUGACCAACUGUUCAACGAACUCUACACCACGCCUCGCCCGGACGCAACCAAGCAUGCGCUACAUAACGUUGCGCGAUGUGUCGCGGCCAUCUGCGCCAAAGCACCGGUUCAAUCGCAAAAGAAAGCGUUCGAUUUGUUUGUUCAGGACAUUGGCGGUACCGACGUGAGCCAAACCCACGUCGCUCUCUUUUGUCUUGGUGAAUUUGGUCGCCACACAAACGUCGCGAGCUUUGGUGAUGUACGCGCGCUCAUUUUAGGCUGCUUCCAGACGGGUAAGGCGAGCGAAGAAGUUAAGCACGCUGCGGCGUUUGCCCUCGGCAGCGUCUGCGUCGGCAACAUGAGCGUGUACUUGCCCACGAUCUUGGACGAGCUGAGCAAGGACAGCGGCGUGCACGUGUACCUUCUUUUGAGUGCCCUCAAGGAAGUUUUGUCGACCAAGAACACGGACGUCGUGAACCAAUACGUGUCGGCCGUCUUGCCUGUGCUCAAUAAGCACUGCGAAAGCGACGAAGAAGGCGUGCGCAACAUGGUUGCCGAGUGUCUCGGAAAGCUGGCACUGUUGAACCCUGGGUUGAUUUUGCCGAGUGUAACCCAAUUUUGCAACGCCAACGCUUCCGUCAAGACGCGAUGGACCGCCGUGACGUGCAUGAAGUACUGCAUGGCGUGUAGCCCCGAUGGCGAGCCCAUGCGCCACCUCACCGUACAACCGAUCGUCAACGCCUUGCAAGACGAAAACAUGGGCGUCCGUCGAGCGGCGCUCUUGACGUUCAACUCUGCAGCCCACCAUCAAGCUGCUUUCCUCAAGCCCCAUGUCCGUGACUCGAUCGUACCUCUUCUCCUCCAGACGAUGGACAUCAAGCUCGAGCGGGUCGUGGACUUGGGCCCGUUCAAGCACAAGGUGGACGAUGGGUUGGUGCUUCGAAAGGGCGCGUACGGGUGCCUGGACACGUUACUCGAUACGCUUCCAACCGAAGUAGACGUAAACGCGUUCGCACCGUACUUGAUCAAGGGUCUCCAAGAUCACGAUGACGUACAAACGUCGUCGCAUUUGAUUUUGGCCAAACUGACGACGGUCGCCCCCGGAACCGUCCUGAACAACCUGGACGCCCUCUGUGCCCCGUUGGACAAGACGUUGAAUCGUCGCCCGAAGGAUACCGAGGUGAGCAGCGAAGUCGAGCGCAUCAACGACGUCAUUCGCAGCGCGCUGCGUGCUGUGGACGCUGUGUCGUCGAUUCGUGACGCCGACGUGAAUCCCAAGUGGAAGGCCCUGAUGGACCGAAUCAAAAAGACCGAGAGCCUCUCGGUUAUGUUGGAGGCCAUCUCGAUCGAGCGCGGGGUCAGUUUGGAGGUGUAAGCGCGACUCCGACCACAACCACGGCGUUCUGUCGUAAACCAAGGAACAUGAACUGCAUGCGUUUGGUGGUGCAUCCUACUUCUACCUCAUAUCCUACGUACAAGCGAAUGUUCAUGGAAUGAGCUUCAAUCGCACAGCUGGCGACGUCUUGACGCAAGGCGCGUUGAGCGUCCGUGCCGCCUUCGUCACAUGCUGUGCCAUCGCCAUAUCUUCUUGCAUUCGCUGUUGCCGUUUCUUCAUUUGAUUCCGAUGCCGGGUCAUGUGUUCGGCCAAACUCUCUUCCCGCUCGUACGACUUGUUGCACACGUCGCAGCGAUGCCAUUGCUUGGCCACGUGUGACGACACGACGGUGUUCUUGAGUGGACUUAGCGUUGCAUUCGUCAUCAGUAGCAUUCUGUCAGCAGCCUUCAAGGGGGUUCUUGCACGGAAGACGUCAGCGUUGUUGGGGGAGGCCGUCACUGCAUGGUCGUGGGGACUCGUGCCAGGGUCAGAGGCGUUGGUCACAGUGCCGCGAAGCGGUGGAAGCACCAUGGACACCACGUUGGCUCUGGUUGCACUGGCCACAGGCGGGAGGGGGCUCAACGUAUUGGCCAUGCAGGAUCGAUUCAAUUAUGUCAACUUUCGUCGCAGCCCAGUCGGCGCGACCCUUCGUGGC